This is a messenger RNA of Mycena citricolor, 2151 nucleotides long. Lineage: Eukaryota; Fungi; Basidiomycota; Agaricomycetes; Agaricales; Mycenaceae. The record is from the annotation of a GenBank genome assembly.
GAAGCCUUCCACCAGUGGGCAGGUUCACCAUCCGCCUCUCACUCGUCUACUCCACAACUCACAAGCUCUGUUCCCUAUCCAUGUACUCGCGCCUGACUAAGGAGGUUCGACGCAAGGCCUGAUGUCCAGAAAUGGAAGGGGCUGACCGCAUCGCCGCUAAAUUGAUGCCGGCUGGUUGGCUUCCUCCGAUUCCGCACGGCAAUGCCGCAAGCGGUUGCACUCCCUAAUUUAAACGGCCUCUUCUGCCCGUCGUGCUCCUGCUCUUCCUGUCAUCUUCAUAGCUUUGUCAUCCUGCGGACUUGGCUCGCUGGCACCAAGGCGUCAAUCUAGCCUCGCGUCACUCGGAUCGUGAAAUCUAAAUCCGCACCUUCACCUGUGCUUGCACCUGCACGCCAAGAAUGUCGGAUUUCACAUUGGUGGACCCGCGAGGCUGGGAAUACGACCUACACUCUGUGUAUUCGGCAUACAUUGGUUAUUUCCAGCAACAUAACAUACCGUGGUAUGAGCGCUCUUGGGGGCAUCUGUUUUCGACCUUCGAGGAGUUUCUCGCGUUCUCGUGGCCCGCAAUCACUGUCACCGACGCAUGGACCGGCCGAGCCCAUAUCGUAACUCGACUGAACUCCAUCGGAGCCUUCUUAAAGAUGAUCAAGACCCGAUUUGGAGAGACGCUGCCUCAAGCACCCAAUAUGCUACAAGUAACUCCAUUUGAGACAAAUUCGCGGCAUCUUCGUACUGUCUCCGACUAUGCAAGCUACAAGAAGAUGCAUUCUACACUGCCUGCCGCAGUCCUUUCGGCGCUCAAGCAGCGUGUCCGGGCUGGAGAGCCAAAGGCUAUCCGGGACCUUUGGGCGUCACGCGAUCGAACAUUCUUGGCUAUUAGCUUUGAAUGGAGUGAGAGGAAUGAGAAAAGUUGCUUAGAGUGGGGCUACGCUGCUGUCCGUUGCGGUCAUCUUGAAGCGUGCGCGCUCUUCCACUCGGGUCUCAGCCUGGCAUUAACAUUGGACAGACAAGGAUAUUGGCCUCCAAUCCCUGAGUCGAAUUACAGGAAAGGCCACUACAUUGUUUCCGAAUAUGUCGACAAAGUCGUCAAUAGGCACUCGCCGACAUUUCCUUGGCAGGUAUUAUGUCGUGAGUCUGACCAAGGUGAUUGUUUCAAUUGCUGGUUAACCCGCCCACCCAAGUUUGGAGACAGUCAAAUGUGUCAAAAAUCAAGACUGCCCCAGAUUAUCCAAGCGGUUAUCAGCAGUCUUGCCAGCCCAGAUUCGGAGACUUUGCCGAACACAUUAGUGCUUGUGGCGCACGGCAUCAACGGCGAUUUGGCUCAUUUGGAAGAAAUGAAGAUCAGACUGCCGCAUAACAUGCUCAUCAUAGACACGGCAAAUUUUGAACGUUCCCUGUUUUCGGCCGGACACCGGCCGCCCAUGAUCGAUCCUCACACGUCUGCGCCCGGGAAUCCCAAACCGCGCGGCCAAGGUUCGGUACUCAGCCUAGAUAAUCUCCUGCGCUCCCUGCCUGCGCCUGGGACAACAGACUCUGGCGUUCUUCAGACGAAUGUUGUUGUGCCCGGCCAGUUUCCCCAGCUGGGUGCGAUGAUUCCCGGCGUCGUCCUACACAACUCGGGCAACGACGCAUUUAUGUGCUUGUAUGCGCUUCAGCUGCUGCUCCAGCCGCAAGACACAUCGGCGCCAAUCCCCAAGCAACCAGCAACCCGUCCCAAUCCCUAUGGCAUGCAGCCCAGCAUGCCCAUCCCCAUGCCCAUGUCGAUGUCGAUGACGCUGCCGAUGACCCACAUGGCAAUGAUGGGCUCGGGACUGGGUGUUCCAGGGAUGGUCAACGAUUUCGGCCAGCUGAGCGUCAACACUAGGCAGGGCUCAAGGUCUCCGCGGCCGAUCGCAAGCACGCUGGGAGUACCCCAAUCGCCCUCGAAAUAUGGAAAUGGAGCCGCGUCGAUGGGCAGAAAUUCGAAGAGGGCGAGUGCCCUGCCCAAGGGUUAAGCCUCGGACGUUGUUUCGAGCUCGUUUAUAUUUGAGGAGUUAUGGACCUUUUUAUGAUAGUCUCUGUAUGCACUAAUAUUCAACCCUCGUGGCGAUAGCCGCGUCAUUCUCGUGCGGUCUGCGCACUUCGUAGUGCUUCUCUCGUCUUAAUGAAUGC